AGGGGUCGGUCUAUGAGCCGGCCACAUUAGGUUAUCAGUCUGGAUCUUCGCAGUCCGAGGUCAGGGAGCCGGAUGAACCCGCAGAGAAACUGCCAGCCGAACACAACAGACACCGACAGGACACGGAAGUUCGAUAUGCAGAAGCAAUGCUGACUGACCUGCACGCAGCCAUGGUACCGAAGCGCGAACCGGUGAAGUUCGAGGACCGAGAGCGCACGCAGGCAGCGUGUGGGUGCCAAAGUAAAUGCAACAACUGCAAAAUUUUCCUGAGUUUAUUCAUCCUCUCGCUCUCCCUGCAUCUCAUCACGCUCUUCUGCUACCUGGACCUCCGCUCGGAGCUCAAACGCGAAAUAUCCCAGAAAAACAAAGACGAUGUGUCAUCUGCGGGUCCACUGCCGCACUAUGAAGAAACACCGCCAGUGCUCCGGUCACCGGACACCGACCACCCAACAAUAGGCGAUCAGAUCAGAUGGAAGGAUCGUACGCAAGAGCUGGAAACAGUCAUUCAUCGCACCAAGCGUUCAGAAGCGAACGGAAAAAAGAAAGGAGAUCGGAAAAAGGGCAAGAAAGGGCCCCCUGGUGCUCCUGGACCUCCAGGUCCACCAGGUCCUCAAGGCCCCCCUGGAAUACCAGGGAUACCGGGGAUCCCAGGCACUAACGCAAUGGGUCCCUCUGGCCCACCGGGCCCUCCUGGACCCGCCGGGCCACCCGGACCACAAGGUCCACCUGGACCACAGGGACAUUCAGGUGGUGCAGAUAGAGGCAAACACAAAGAAACACAGCCAGCUGUGGUGCAUCUUCAGGGUCAAGAGACCACUAUUCAAGUGAAAGAAGAUUUGUCAGAAGGUGUGUUGAAGAAUUGGAGAAUGAUUUCAAUUCAUCAGAAAGUGUUUAAAAUGCACUCCCGCUCUGGAGAGUUGGAGGUCCUGCUUGACGGAACAUACUUUAUAUAUAGUCAGGUAGAAGUAUAUUACCUGAAUUUUACAGACAUAGCAAGUUAUGAGGUGAUGGUAGAUAAGACUCCAUUCUUGCGCUGCACAAGAAGCAUUGAGACCGGCCAGCGCAAGUUCAACACCUGUUACACUGCUGGUGUUUGUUUAUUGCGAGCUCGUCAGAGGAUCUCCAUCCGCAUGGUGUACGAAGACACCUCCAUCUCCAUGAGCAACCACACCACCUUUCUCGGCAGCAUCCGCCUAGGGGACGCCCCAGCUACAGGACAUACCUGAGCCAAUCACCUCGCAGAUCGACCAUGUCAAACACAGAUCUCAUGAGAUCUGAAUGAGCAAUGAACUCAUCUGAGCCAUCAGCCCAGGCCCAUGGACAUGGCCAGUCUAGAGCCAUACAGUUUAUGAACUAAUGGCCUUAUCUUAAUUUUUACCUUCUCAAUGGCUUCAUCAAAACUGAACAGCAUUGACCACUGACGAAAAAAUCAAACUCUAGCACUGAAGCCCAUCACCAAUCCUUAAACAUUAUAGACAGGCAAGGAAUCCAACUGGUAAUAAUCAAACAGACAUGGAUCUACAAAUCAGAUGUUUAAAUCUGUGGGUAACAUCAAUGCCGAGGACACAAUCUGCACCUGCAUCGAUAAAUAUUUUGGUGUCUGGAGCUGAGUUUUUCUGUGUUUUACCAACCUGCUAUAAAAAUAUAUAUUUUCACUUAUUUCAAAUUGUUUACAUACACACACACAGUCAGGAUAUCCUUUGUCACAUGAAGUGAUUCAAUUUUUUUUGCUCAGUAACUGAUUAUUUUGCCAUAACUGAGUGUGUUUAGUGUAUGUGAUGGCAGUAGUUCAGUCACUUGCAUUAUUCAUCAUGCUUUCAAGUCCCAUUAACCAAGCGGCAUCAACCCGAAUGCAAAAUACCAUAUAUGCCCUGCAGGGGUCGCUAUUGCUCCUGUAUAUUAAAUGUAGCACUGAGAAGUUGGUAUUGUUCAGAAUAGCAUACUAUCAUACUACUCUUACUAUUGUUGCAGUAUGUAUAUUGUGCACCGUAUGCAGUUAUUUUUAUGCAUAGAGUAUCAUCCAAACCUAAUAUAUUUGCUUAAAUAAGCAAUAUACAGUAGAGCAUACUAAGCGAAAUACUGUGUUCCACAAUGCAAAAUUGUCAAUUGGACAGAUAACCUGGAAAUAAUGUCAAUCUAGAAUUCAUAACAUCUCUUUAUUUACGUGUUGUAAUGUGUGCCAUUUAAAUAGUGGAAGGUAUAUGGUAGUACACAGUAAGCUCGUAUUUCAUUCUGAACAUAGUAUUUUUUUCUUUCCCUCUUGCAUACACAUAGCAAACAAGUCAAUCAAUCCUGCAGGCUUCCUCAAGACUGUUCAGCACCUGCCGGACAGCUCAGGAUUGUGGGACUGAUUGGGUUCUAGAGACAGACAGAAUUUAGCAAGUGUAGUUAAUGGGAAACAGAUCCAAGAUCUUCACAGUGAGAACAAAAUGCUUUUUGUGUUCAAAGGUCUUUGAAUAAAAAGAUGGGAAUUAUCUGGAACUUUGUGAAGAGUGCUGUUAAUCUGCCCCAGGAUCUCACUGCCUGUCCCCUCAUCCCAACAUGGAAAUGUAACACAACAGGCAGGAUCAGAACAGGAGAAAGUCUGAACAUGAUCGAUUUGUUGUUUGGAUCUCUUUUCUAGUUUUAAACAUCAGAUCUGAUCGACAACUUGUUUUAGUUUUUGGUGUGUUUGUUUUAGAUAUGAGCCUUUGUAGGUCAUUAAUUUGUAUACUGUGUGUAGUCAUGUUUUACUGAAGAUAAUGUAUAUUUGUAAACUAUACAGGGGCUGUAUAUAUGUAUAUAAGAUCUUUUUGUACAAUUGUUGUCACAUUAAACUGUUUAUGAAAAAUCUUCUGUUUUUUUUUAAUUGGUGUAUGGUGCCACCUAGUGUCAAUAAAAAUCGUGUUUGUUUUGAUUUA
This is a messenger RNA of Triplophysa dalaica, 2900 nucleotides long. It is a transcript of the gene eda, whose product is annotated as ectodysplasin A. Gene Ontology annotation, cellular component: membrane. The record is from RefSeq and is a predicted model, not a curated record. The transcript has 8 exons. Lineage: Eukaryota; Metazoa; Chordata; Actinopteri; Cypriniformes; Nemacheilidae. Gene Ontology annotation, molecular function: tumor necrosis factor receptor binding; death receptor binding; death receptor agonist activity. Gene Ontology annotation, biological process: animal organ development; immune response. The coding region runs from base 147 to 1226 and encodes 359 amino acids.